Messenger RNA from Trichoderma breve, 732 nucleotides. RefSeq lists its product as uncharacterized. Lineage: Eukaryota; Fungi; Ascomycota; Sordariomycetes; Hypocreales; Hypocreaceae. The record is from RefSeq and is a predicted model, not a curated record. The coding region runs from base 1 to 732 and encodes 243 amino acids. The transcript has a single exon.
AUGUCCAUCUGCACUUCUGAUCGGGGCCCCUCUAAUAUGGACGGGGCUUGUUAUCACACCUACAGCGAUGAAGCAUUUGAUGCAUUCAAAAAAUGCUGCGGCUCCGCUCCUGUAGCUCAGGUCUAUGACCAUAAACGACUGGUUGAAGAGGAUAACACUCGGGGUGGGUGCUUCGUCUACUGCCCAACUGUUGACGAUGGCCCGAGUCCCUCCAAGCUCGAAAAAUGUCUUAAGGCAGAGAUCGAUUCUGUUCGAUGCGACCCAUUUGGGUUCUACUCAGCUGCGGAUCAAGUCGAGCUCGCCACAAAACAGGCGAAAGACACUGGAUUUUGUCAGGCUUGUCUGGCAGACAUAGCAGACACCGUGGAGCCGUCGACAGCGGACAACGAAACCUUUGUUUCAGAAACUGCCACCGCAGAGCCGUCGACAACGGACGAGGAAAACCUUGUUUCAGAAACUACCACCGCAGAGCCGUCAACAACUGACAGCGAAACCUUUAUUUCAGAAGCUACUAGCGGCACAACGGCCAAGAAUACUAGGUCACCAAACACUGCUUCAACCACUCCCGCUCCGUCAAGAACCGGGGUUUCUGCAACUACGGCUUCAAUUGCUAAAGCGACCAGUACUAAUGCUGCUAUUGGAGUGUAUAAAGCGGAUAUCGUCCCAUGGAAGAUCGGAUUUGCUAUGGGAGCCAUGUUAUUUACAAGUGCAGUUGCUGGGAUGCUGGUCUAA